Amyelois transitella is the source of this 1931-nucleotide messenger RNA. RefSeq names its product guanine nucleotide-binding protein-like 3 homolog (gene Ns1). Lineage: Eukaryota; Metazoa; Arthropoda; Insecta; Lepidoptera; Pyralidae. Gene Ontology annotation, cellular component: nucleolus. The transcript is spliced from 9 exons. Bases 158 to 1894 code for a protein of 578 amino acids. The record is from RefSeq and is a predicted model, not a curated record. Gene Ontology annotation, molecular function: GTP binding.
UCUGAUAACGUCAAAAUAGUGAGUGCCGUGCCGUCGACGUGCUUUUGAUUGUGGUUUGAAAAUAUUGUGGGCAUUUAUUGUAUUUAUUAGUUUAUUAUUCACAUAAACAUUGUGUUUAACUGUUUAGCUUUAAGAGUAAAGAAGAUUUUAGAUCAAGAUGGCAAAAUUUAAAUUGAAAAAACAAUCAAAGCGCCAGCCAGCACGUCUUCGCUACAAAAUAGAGAAGAAAGUAAAGGAUCACAAUCGCAAACUUAAAAAAGAAGCGAAGAAAAAUCCCAAAUCUAAAAAACCAAAACCAGUACAAAUUCCAAAUGUCUGUCCUUUUAAAGAAGACAUUUUGAAAGAAGUGGAAGCUAUGAAAAAGCAUAAAGAGGAAGAGAGGUUGAAGAGAAAAGAGUUGGCGAAGUUGGAGAAGCAAAAGAAAAUGGAAGAGAAGAAGAAUAGCAAUGUCAGCAUGGACACUUUGGUGACCAACGCUCAAACACGUGGCAAAGUACACGAUGCAUUCAAAGCCAAUCAAAAUGGUGGCGAUGAGGCCGAACUAGGUAAAGACAGAAAACAAGAAAACUCACUCAAAACAUACUACAGAGAAUUCAAAAAGGUCAUCUCUGAGGCUGAGGUCAUUUUAGAGGUUGUGGACUCGAGAGAUCCUUUAGGAACUCGCUGUGCCCAAGUGGAGGAAGCAGUGAGGGAAUCCGGGAAACGCCUUGUCCUUGUUCUAAACAAGGCUGAUUUGGUUCCUCGUAACAACCUCACAGCGUGGUUGAAGUACCUUCGACGUACCGCACCAGCUGUUCCGUUCAAAGCAUCUACGCAAGACCAGCAACAUAACUUGGGAAGGAAGAAAAUGAAGCAUAUUGUUAAAGAGAAAGAAAUGAAAGGCUCGUCAUGCGUCGGCGCAGAGCUCCUAAUGAGUCUGCUAGGCAACUACUGUCGCAACAAAGGCAUAAAGACUUCUAUCACAGUGGGCGUGGUCGGUCUACCUAACGUCGGCAAAAGCUCCAUCAUCAACAGCUUGAACAGAUCUAAAGCGUGCAAUGUUGGAAGCACUCCCGGAGUUACGAAACAAAUGCAAACAGUUCAACUGGACUCCAAGAUAAAGAUCCUGGACAGCCCGGGCAUAGUGUUCCACUCCGGCGCAGACACGGACGCUUCUGUGGCCCUGAAGAAUGCCAUUCGUGUGGGAAGUCUGAAAGAUCCUGUCACCCCCGCCACCGCCAUAUUGCAACGUGCGAAUAAACAGACGUUGAUGGACUUGUAUAGUGUACCGGAGUUUAGUAAACCGCAGGAAUUCUUCGCUCAGCUCGCAUCCCGUAUGGGGAGGUUCAAAAAAGGAGGCGUGCCCGACCAAGACGCAGCCGCCAGGAUCUUGCUAAACGACUGGAAUACAGGAAAGGUUCGAUAUUUCACCGAGCCACCAGAGACGUUAGACCCGGAUGUACACGUUGACGCAAAGAUCGUGUCGGCGGUUGCGCAGGAGUUCGAUAUUAACUCCUUUGAGGCCAUGGAGACCGAGGCCAUGGGAGAGUUGGACGCGCAUAGAACUGACGUCGACGCUAUUAAGAUAACAAGCACCGGUCCCGUCAAAGCGUUGCUCGAAGACGAGAUGCAAGUUGACGGCGAAGACUCAAGUAUACUUCCUAAGACCCUGAACAUAAGGUCCAAAUUAGACAAAAACAACAAAGCGAAAGAACGCAACAAAACAGACCCAGAAAUGCUGUUAGAAGGAAAUAUUAAACAGAAUAAGUUAAGGAAAAUGCAGUUUAAAAAGGAUAAAAAGAAUAAAGCGAGGAAUGAGAAAAAGGCGGUAGAUUUGGCGGGCGUUCUAGAAAAUGUUACUCUGACCAGUUUUAAGAAGGAUGACUACGAUUUCAAAGAAGACUUUUCUUUGUAGCCUUGGCUUUGUCUAGUCUUUACAAAUAAAUGUUAAA